AUGGAGCUUCUAAUUCUCUCAAUCUUCACGUUCUUUUUCUUCUCACGUGCUGACUUACCCGGCACGUGGGAUCUUCUAGUCCCAAACGCAGGCAUAUCCUCCAUGCACACUGCAGUUACUCGCUUCAACACCGUAGUCCUUUUAGACCGGACCAACAUAGGUCCAUCUCGUAAAAUGCUACGCAAAGGCCACUGCCGUUUCGACCCCCACGACGCCGUUCUCAAGCGAGAUUGCUAUGCUCACUCCGUUCUCUUGGAUCUCCAAACCAAUCAAAUCCGUCCACUCAUGAUCCUCACCGACACCUGGUGCUCAUCUGGUCAGUUUCUCCCUGAUGGCACUCUUUUACAGACAGGUGGUGACAUGGACGGGUUCCAGAAGAUCCGAAAGUUCGACCCUUGUGACUUUAACGGGUCUUGUGACUGGGUCGAACUUGAUGGCGUGGAAUUGAGUGAGGGCAGAUGGUAUGCUACUAAUCAGAUUCUCCCCGACGGGUCGGUGAUUAUUAUUGGGGGUAGAGCAGCCAACACUGUAGAGUACUAUCCACCUCGAAACGGUGCCGUGUCGUUUCCAUUUCUUGCUGACGUGGAAGAUAAACAGAUGGACAAUUUAUACCCUUACGUCCAUCUCCUCCCUAACGGUAAACUUUUUGUGUUCGCUAAUACCAGAGCAGUUUUAUUUGAUCACGAGACAAAUAAAGUUGUGAAAGAAUAUCCACCCUUGGACGGGGGCCCAAGGAAUUACCCGUCAGCUGGAUCAUCAGUCAUGUUACCGUUAGAGGGUGAUUAUUCGACGGCUGUGAUUGUUAUUUGUGGCGGGGCCCAGUAUGGCGCUUUCAUCCAGAGGAGCACCGACACCCCGGCGCACGGUGGGUGUGGGCGUAUUGUAGCUACAUCACCUAACCCGAUUUGGGAAAUGGAGGACAUGGCAUUCGGGCGGAUCAUGGGUGACAUGGUAAUGUUACCCACGGGUGAGGUUCUAGUUAUUAAUGGAGCUCAAGCUGGGACCCAAGGAUUUGAGAUGGCAUCGAACCCGUGUUUGUAUCCACUUCUCUACAGACCUGGUCAACCCGCUGGGUUACGGUUCAUGACAUUAAACCCGGGAACUGUACCCAGAUUGUACCAUUCAACAGCUAACCUGCUACCGGACGGUCGUGUAUUAAUAGCAGGAAGUAACCCACAUUAUUUGUACCGAUUCAAAGCUGAAUUCCCAACUGAAUUACGAAUUGAAGCAUUUUCACCAGAAUAUUUGUCACCGGAUCGGGCUAACAUUCGACCCGUAAUUGAGGAAAUACCCGAUACGGUGAGCUACGGGGAGGCUUUUCAUGUGUUGAUAUCCGUCCCUUUGCCCGUCGUGGGAAUCGUAGAUGUUAAUUUUGCAAGUGCACCCUUUGCAACACAUUCAUUCUCACAAGGACAAAGAUUGGUUAAAUUGACGGUUACACCCUCCGUUCCGGAUAGUGGAAAUCGGUAUAAAAUUGGGUGCACAGCGCCCCCAAGUGGAGCGGUGGCUCCACCAGGUUACUACAUGGUUUUUGCAGUCAAUCAGGGCGUGCCAAGUGUCGCACGCUGGGUGCAUUUGGUGGCUUAA
This is a messenger RNA of Dovyalis caffra, 1587 nucleotides long. NCBI's taxonomy places the organism in Eukaryota, Viridiplantae, Streptophyta, Magnoliopsida, Malpighiales, Salicaceae. The record is from the annotation of a GenBank genome assembly.